Aspergillus heteromorphus CBS 117.55 is the source of this 470-nucleotide messenger RNA. RefSeq lists its product as uncharacterized. The record is from RefSeq and is a predicted model, not a curated record. NCBI's taxonomy places the organism in Eukaryota, Fungi, Ascomycota, Eurotiomycetes, Eurotiales, Aspergillaceae. The transcript has a single exon. The coding region runs from base 100 to 327 and encodes 75 amino acids.
CUGGCUAGUGUUGACUAGUUAGAGGCUGUACAGACCAACCUCGAGGUGACGAGGGAGGUAUACAGGCAAACAGAAACAGGUAUACACAACCCCUCCUUGAUGACACGCCCUGCUCCCUUUCACCUCCUGCCAGCCUGCCUCCUACGUAGCUCGAACGCUUUGAUCCGCAACCCUUUGGCCCUUGGGCGGUUUGGGUUCUCGUGCGUCGCAACGGGUUCUUGCGGUCUGCCUACAGCAGGUAUCUGUCGGUCAGUCCAACCGUUCGUUCAGGCCAACCUUGAACGCUCACCCCCUCCCUGCCUGCAGCUCAAACAGCCAGACCCCUAAUUCCCGGACAAAUCACGACGCCGCAACCUCACCGCUCCUGUUGUUUGACGUCCUCGCAGCUGCUGGAUGGGAAUGUCGACAUACAUCCGCCCGCUGUAUGUAUGUAUGUAUGUCUGUAUAUACAUCUGGCGAUAACGGGCGGA